Molecule: messenger RNA, 834 nt
Organism: Fonsecaea nubica
Lineage: Eukaryota; Fungi; Ascomycota; Eurotiomycetes; Chaetothyriales; Herpotrichiellaceae
Exons: 1
Coding region: 1-834 (277 amino acids)
Biological process (GO): regulation of translational fidelity; alanyl-tRNA aminoacylation
Molecular function (GO): alanine-tRNA ligase activity; ATP binding; nucleic acid binding
Source: RefSeq, a predicted model, not a curated record
AUGGCGACGUCUCUGCCUCGAACGGUCCUUGCCUAUCAGCGCAAUGCCAAACUCUACACGCUCUCCACCCUCGUCACAUCCGUCACACCUUUCCAACAACUCGCAGAAGCCAGCCGGCAACUCUUCAAGACCGUCCCAGAUGAGGAUUCCCUCGUGGUGACGACGGCCGAGACAAUUUUCCACCCACAAGGAGGCGGCCAGCCCUCGGACGUCGGCUCCAUCACAUCGUCCGCCGACGAAGGCGCCAGGUUCGACGUCUCUGCCGUGCGCUCGGACGUCGUCAACGACGGGGUGGUCCUCCACCUGGGCCGCUUCGCCGACCCGGCCAAAACGUUCGCCGCCGGCGCGUCGGUCACGCAGGCCAUCGACGUGGAGAAACGGCUCCUCUAUUCCCGUCUGCACACGGCCGGGCACGUGCUGGGCGCGGCGGUGCGGAACCUGCUCGAGAAGGAGGUGGCCAACUUUGACGAGCUCAAGGCCUCGCACUUCCCGGACUCGGCGGCCUGCGAAUUCCAGGGCCUCAUCGAGGGCAAGUGGAAGGAGCCCAUCCAGAAGCGCGUCGACGACUACGUCGCCCGGGCCAUGCCCGUCGAGAUCGAGUUCUGGGACCCCGACGACUUUCGGCGCGAAGGCCUCGAGAGGCUGAUCCCAAACCCGGACGAGGGCGUCAAGCUCGCCCCCGGCGAAAAGUACAGGGUCGUCCGCAUCGCCGGCGCCGACGUCUAUCCCUGUGGUGGCACGCACGUCGACACGACCGAUCUGUGUGGCAAGGUCGGCGUGAAGAAGAUUAGUCGGAGCAAAGGCACCAGUCGGGUGAGUUAUACUGUGAGUUAG